UUUGAUGUUUUAAGUGAAGUGGAAAAUAAAAAAAAAACCGGAAAGUAUUUUCUAAUGCAUUUCACUUUUAGUUGCAAGGCAUUGGAUUUGCCUUGCUUAUGAUUUUUAUGGACUUGGGUGCAGUUUAAAUGUAAAAUGACGCAAUGUUUUAAACAAAUAAUAAAUAAUUUAAUAAAUUGAAGAUACUUGUAGUUGUUUAAUAAAAUGAAAAUAAAACGUGUUAAACGUAGUAAUGCUGAUAAAAACUCUGUUUGUUGAGUCCUAAAGAUUUUGUGAGAAAAAUUUUUAUCAAAAUGUCAGAGAAAAAGACGGCCCAGUUUAAACGCACGAAAUCGAAGCGUGGAAAUUGGUUUACCAGAAAAUGUUUCCAUGCCGCCUACUACUAUUUAGACGACCCACCACAUCAUCCCAAUGUACCACAAGUUGAUUGGGAGGUACCUGUUGAAGUUGGUGGUGAAAUGCGAUCUGCAGUUCCAGUGAAUGAAUUUGCCAAGCACGUAGCUUCAUUACAUGCCGAUGGUGACAUUGGAUUCAGUCGUGAAUAUGAGGCCAUACAAAACGAAUGUGUAACUGAUGAUCUCCCAUGUGAACACUCACAGCAUCCUGAAAAUAAACGCAAAAAUCGUUAUCUCAACAUCACUGCAUACGAUCACAGUCGCGUACAUUUGCAUCCCAUACCCGGUCAAAAGAAAAACCUAGAUUACAUUAAUGCCAACUUCAUUGAUGGUUAUCAGAAAUCGCGUGCUUUUAUUGGCACACAAGGUCCUCUACCUGAUACAUUCGACUGCUUCUGGCGCAUGAUUUGGGAGCAACGCGUUGCUAUAAUUGUUAUGAUCACAAAUCUAGUAGAACGUGGAAGACGCAAAUGCGAUAUGUAUUGGCCAAGAGAUGGUGUAGAAACUUAUGGUGUUAUACAGGUGAAGUUAGUAGAGGAGGAAGUUAUGUCUACUUAUACCGUACGGACAUUACAAAUUAAGCAUUUGAAGUUAAAGAAGAAGAAGCAGUCCAAUACCGAAAAAAUUGUUUAUCAAUAUCACUACACAAACUGGCCUGACCACGGUACUCCAGAUCAUCCUUUGCCUGUUUUAAAUUUCGUUAAGAAGUCGUCAGCGGCAAACCCACCAGAUGCCGGUCCAAUCGUUGUACAUUGCAGCGCUGGUGUCGGUCGCACUGGUACCUAUAUAGUGCUCGAUGCUAUGCUGAAGCAGAUACAACAGAAGGGAGUGGUCAACGUUUUCGGUUUUCUGCGCCACAUACGCAUACAACGUAAUUUCUUAGUACAGACUGAGGAACAAUAUAUUUUCUUGCAUGAUGCUCUAGUCGAAGCUAUUGCCUCGGGUGAAACCAAUCUGAGUGCCGAACAAAUUGAAGAACUAAAGAACUGUACUCCUUACUUGGAACAACAAUACAAGAAUAUAAUACAAUUCCAAACAAAGGAUAUACAUAUUGCUUCAGCAAUGAAACAAGUAAAUUCGAUCAAAAAUCGUGGCGCUAUAUUUCCAAUUGAAUUUAGUCGUGUACAUUUGACACCUAAACCGGGUGAGGAUGGUAGUGAUUAUAUUAAUGCAUCCUGGUUGCAUGGAUUCCGACGACUACGCGAUUUCAUUGUUACACAACAUCCUAUGUCGCAUACAGUGAAGGAUUUCUGGCAAAUGGUCUGGGAUCAUAAUGCACAAACUAUUGUGCUACUAUCUUCUUUGGAUGAUAUCAACUUUGCACAAUUCUGGCCAGAUGAGGCAACUCCAAUUGAAAGCGAUUAUUACCGUGUUAAAUUUUUAAAUAAAGCAAACAAAAGAGAUUACGUGAGUCGAGACUUUGUCAUACAAUCGAUACAAGACGAUUAUGAGCUUAACGUUAAAAUGCUACAUUGCCCCAGCUGGCCGGAAAUGUCAAAUCCAAAUAGCAUUUAUGAUUUCAUUGUUGAUGUACAUGAGCGGUGUAACGAUUACCGUAAUGGACCAAUUGUCGUUGUUGAUCGAUAUGGUGGUGCACAAGCAUGUACCUUCUGUGCCAUUUCAUCGCUGUCCAUCGAAAUGGAAUAUUGCAACACGGCUAACAUAUAUCAGUACGCCAAAUUGUAUCAUAACAAACGACCUGGAGUUUGGACAUCCAGCGAAGACUUGCGGCUUAUAUAUAAUAUACUCUCGCAUUUGCCGCGUAAUUUGCAACUACUCAAACGCACUGCAUUACGCACUGAAUUCGAGGAUGUAACAACAGCAACACCGGAUUUAUACAGUAAAAUCUGUAGUAAUGGUAAUGUCACACAAAAUAACUGUAUUAGUAAUCUUAGUAGUAGUAUUAGUCAGAGUAAUAAUUUUAAACGAUUUAGUAAUAAUAGUCAGAAUAAUAGUAUUAAUUUAAAUAACUCUACAAUAACACCAACAACAUUACUCACCACAACUACAUCAACUACAAAUUCAACAAUAUCCCAAUUACAAACACCAACAAUAACCACAACCACUCCCACUUUAUCCGUAACAGCCACAAAUAAUUUAAAUUCUAAUGUUAAUUUUACUAACUUAACUACUAACGCUGCCUCAACGAAUGAAUCAACGACGCCAACUUCUAAUACCACAUCAACAAUAACGACAACAACAACACAUCCCAAUGAUGACGAUGAACUCUGUGCAACAAUAAUUCCCAAUCAACAACAAAUUUUAAAUUUAAUAAAUCAACAAAAUCAACUACAACAACAAUAUGUACAACGCUAUAUGGACGAUGAUGAUAUCGAUGAUGACAAUGAUAUUGACAAUGGGAACAACGACGAUGGAACUACUGCACCACUAUCACCAACACAUGCAACAUUGUACGGUUUACAUAUUGUCGAUCAAAAUCCAAUUGAUGCGCUGCACAAAAUCCCAACAACGCCCACAACACCUACAAUGCCAUUGGGUGCCGGUGAUGGAUUAACCCCUUUGUUAACGCCAACUAAUCAUCUAACACAUACUAACAAUGGUAAUGGUCAUGGACAUGGACAUGGACAUGUACAUGGGCAUGGACAUAUUCAUGGACAUGAUAAUGGUAUUGGUAAUACAACUAACAAUCAUAAUAACCAACACACACCACUUGCAGCAGCUGUUACAGAUGCUCAAAGUCUAGAUAUUGUAGGUUAGACUAACAAAUAAAUUAUUUAGUUGUAGUUUUAUAUACAUAUGUAUUUACUUUAAGAUGUAUUAUUUAUUAUUUGUUUAUAUGAGAAAUAUUUUUAUAUGGAUUAUCUAUAUGAGAAUUGAUUACACAUGCAUGCAUGCAUAGAUGCAUAGAUGCAUGCAUGUUCCAGUUGAAAGUGAUCCUAUUUAAAAUAAAGUAGAAAAAAUAAAAAUCAUUUUUAAGCACUCUACAAAAUUGUUCAGCACUUUAAAUCUCAAUUAUUGAGAUAUUCCAUAUAAAUUUAAGUUACUUUUAAAUUAUUGUAUUUAUUUAAAUGCUGUGUAUAGUCUUUUAUAUUAUGAAAUAU
This is a messenger RNA of Teleopsis dalmanni, 3457 nucleotides long. Its product is annotated as tyrosine-protein phosphatase 99A-like. The coding region runs from base 294 to 3113 and encodes 939 amino acids. Gene Ontology annotation, molecular function: protein tyrosine phosphatase activity. The transcript is spliced from 7 exons. The record is from RefSeq and is a predicted model, not a curated record. Gene Ontology annotation, biological process: protein dephosphorylation. NCBI's taxonomy places the organism in Eukaryota, Metazoa, Arthropoda, Insecta, Diptera, Diopsidae.